CAUGGCGAGUAAGGGAAGCGCACAGAGUUUUGAACACUUAAAAAGAACAAAAUUAUCAUUCAUGACAGUUUUAAGAAUUAUAUUUAUUGCAUGUAUCCACGUGACACAAUCAAGUAAACAAGCCUUCAUCCAAUCAGAUACCAUUCUAGAGGUGCUGCAUUUUGGAGAUGGAGGUCUCUUGCAGACGGAGGCUGAUAUUGACCUUAGCUCCUCAUAUCAUCAAAAAAGUGCCUCUCCACAGCGGGGGAACAGCAGGCCCAUACGGUUUGAGCCACCAAUGCUGGACUUCCAGGAGCAGCCUGUCGGGAUGCCAAAAAUGGAAAAAGUUUUCUUACACAACCCUAGUUCAGAAGAAAUUAGUUUAAUAUCUAUAUCAGCCACAACUGCACAUUUUCAUGCAUCCUUUUUUCAGAAUAGGAUAAUUCCCCCAGGAGGGAACACGUCCUUUGACGUUGUGUUCCUUGCGCGAGUAGUGGGGAAUGUCGAAAACACUUUAUUUAUUAAUACAUCCCACCAUGGAAUGUUUACAUACCAGGUUUUUGGUGUCGGUAUACCGAACCCUUACAGGCUAAGGCCCUUUAUAGGGGCCCGUGUGCCUGUCAACAGCAGCUUCUCCCCACUCAUAAAUAUUCACAACCCACACAGCGAACCGCUGCAGGUGGUUGAGAUGUACUCCAGUGGUGGGGAUCUGCACCUCGAGCUGCCCACAGGACAACAAGGUGGCACCAAAAAAUUAUGGGAGAUACCUCCCUUUGAGACGAAGGGGGUGAUGAGGGCCAGCUUCUCCUCGCGAGACGCCGACAAUCACACGGCCUUCAUCAGGAUCAAAACCAACAACUCCCACGACGACGAGUUCUUCAUCCUCCCUGUGGAGGUGGAGGUCACAUCAGCACCUGGUAUAUAUUCAUCAACAGAAAUGCUAGACUUUGGUACGCUACGGUCUCAAGAUCGACCGAAACAAUUAAAUUUACAUCUUCUAAAUUCGGGAAACAAAGAUGUUACAAUUACGAGCAUACGGGCUACACCAUCCAAUGAGGCCAUUACAGUAGAGUUUAAACAGAUUACACUGAAGGCUGGAGAAAGCCGCUACACCAAAGUUGCAACCAUCAGUUUCGAUGCAUCUAAAGCACGACGACCGUUUCAGUUUACUGGCAGAGUGACGGUUAAGACGAAAGAGAAGAGCUACUCAAAACUUGAAAUCCCAUAUCAGGCCGAAGUCCUAGAAGGGUAUCUGGGCUUCGACCACACAGCCACCCUAUUCCAUAUCCGGGACAGUCCUGUGGACCCUGUGGACAGACCCAUCUACCUCACCAACACCUUCACCUUUGCCAUACGCAUACAUAACGUGUCUCUGCCCGCAGAGGCCAAGACUAUGUUCAGUACUCAUAACUUCAGCACGCCGGUGCUGGUGCCGCCGCAGCAGUCGCGCUACAUCUUCAGCUUGCUCUUCCGGCCGGUGCGCUCCUCUGUGCACAUAGACAGCAACAUCCUCCUCAUCACAAACGCCUCCAAGUUCCACCUGCCUGUGCGGGCCUAUACCGGCUUCCUGGAGCCACUGGUGCUACCCCCCAGCCUAAAGGAUCAUGUGCUGGACUUUGGGGUCAUGAGUGCCACUGACACGAGUAGUUUGGUGCUGGUGGUAAUCAACAGCAAUCCAAUAGAGCUGGAGGUGAAGUCGUGGCUGGUGACGGGGGAGAGCAUGUCUAUGGAGCUGCUGCAGACGGAGAGGGGCAACAGGAGCAUGGCUCUGAGUCGCCUCGCUGAGCUGCACAGUGCCUCAGCCACACACCACAGAGCCGUCAUAUUGGCUUCUGGUUAUUAUGCAGCCUUCCGAGUGACUCUGGUGGCCAAAGCCCUGGAGGGCGUGUUUGAUGGUGCGGUUCACAUUACCACCGACUAUGAGAUAUUGACCAUACCGGUGAAAGCAGUCGUGGCAGUUGGGACUCUCACCAGCUCACCCAGUCAUAUAGUUUUACCGCCCUCCUUCCCGGGUAAAGUGGUGCACCAGGGCUUCAGCAUCCUGAGCUCCUUCUCCCAGCGGGUGAGGCUCCUACACCCCCUGCGCCCGCUGGGCACUGACGCCCGCUUCUACGCCAAGCGCAUGCGCAGCAACAAGGAGGAGCUGGAGCCCCGACGCAAGUCCAAGGUGGCAAAUAUUUAUUUCGAUGCCAGUUUGCAGUGUGGUGACCAGUGUUACGUCGGAGUCCCCUUUAUAUUCAAAUCGGAGCCCAGGCCUCAUGGCGUGGCUAUGCAAGAAGACAUCUGGGACACGGAUGUGGACUUGCACCAGAAACUCCUUAAAAGGUGGAGAGAGCUGGAAGAACGAUCAGGGAUUGAGGUUGAGGCCAUCUUCGAGGUGAACACGGACCUUCAGAAGCAUGUGCAGACCAAAGUCAGCGCUCAGCUCAUGUGGCCCAAGCUGGUCAGCUCUCCCCGAAACAUCCACUUCCCCCUCACCAACGUCAACAGCUCAGCCGAGGAGGUGGUCUUGCUGGAGAACCCGGCUGAUGUGCCCGUGUACGUGCAGGUGCUGCCCCUGGCCCUCUACCCCAACCCCUACAUGUUCACUGGACUCAUAACCGACAGGCUUUCGCUUGUAAAUGGAUCUACCAUUGACAUCAGUACAGAUACACUGGAAUUUCAGGUCAAUAAAAAUCACUCCUCAGUGACUAAGCCUGGGGCGGGCUUUCUGGAAGGUUCCACGCGGCCCUUCGUCAGCAACCUGCUGCUGAUGCCCGGAGAGUCCAAGUCCCUCACAGUCACCUUCACCCCCAACAGGAGCCACAGCAUCUCCUCACUCCUGGUGGUCAGGAAUAACCUGACGGUGGUGGAUGUGGUGCUGGUGCAUGGGCAGGGCACCAGGGAGAGUGUGAAGCUGGGGGGCAAGAGCCCGGGACCAGGCAGCUUCCUCCGCUUCAGGAUGACCGAGGCGCUGCUCAAAGACUGUGAAAUCAAAGCCAAGGAGCCCAACUUCACGCUGCAGAAGACUUUCCGUCUGGAGAACACGGGGCUGCUGCCGCUUCAUGUCCGCUCCAUGGCCAUCAGCGGCCAGCCCUGCCAGGGCUACGGCUUCAAAGUCCUCGGCUGCCAAGAACUUGCACUCAAGCCAAACACCUCCAAAGACCUCGUCAUCCUGUUCACUCCGGACUUCACCUCGUCGCGGGUGGUGCGGGAGCUGCGUCUGGUGACGGCGGGCGGCUCGGAGUUCUCCUUCAUGCUGAACGCCUCGCUGCCCUACCACAUGCUGGCCGUCUGCACCGACGUGCUGCCCCGGCCCAACUGGGAGCUGGAGCUCUACAUCGUGGUCUCACUCAUGAUGAGCUUCAUGUUCCUGGUGGUGAUUGGCACGGCCUACCUGGAGGCCCAGGGCAUAUGGGAGCCCUUCAAGAAGCGGCUGGUGGCCGAGUGCAGCUCCGCCUUGGACGCGGGCAGGGUGUUUGAUCUCAGGGAAAUUGUGCGCAUCGACGCCAACUUGAAUGAUUACAGCGAUGUGAACCAGAACUCGACCAGAGGAAUGUAUGGGUCUGAUGGGAGAGGCGGCAGGGCCGGAGGUCGGCAGGCAGGGACGCCACAGGCUAAUGGACGGGCUUCAGCAGAGCUCAGCGAUGCCCGACUCAGACCCGGCUCACAACGCUCCACAACUAUGCAAUCUUCCUCCUCCUCCUCCUCCUCCUCCACCUCCUCAGCCAAGGACAGCAGCCUGAGCCAGCUGUCUAACCGCAAGGCACGGAGCUCCAGCAAGCAGGGUCAGCCCUCAGCUCCCAGCCUGGCGGAGGUGCCAAGCACAGCCACCACACAGGGCUCCAGGGGCUUGUCUGCAGAGGACCAGAGCUACAACCAGAAGCUCCUGAGUGCCAUGGAUGGAGACCUGGACCGGCCCCGGUCCCCCUCCACAGACCAGGGCUCACAGCAGUCCUCACAAAACAAAGUUUUGGAAACCAAAGGGAAAGUACGAACCAAAACAAAAGCUCAGAAAAAGAAGGAAGAAAAAGAUCGAAAGACAAAGGGAAAGAGCGGUGUGGAAGAGCCAAGGGAAACUAGUGGAGAUAAUGACGACUGCUCCUCAACCACCACAGAGACCUCCAACCCUGACACGGAGACCAAUAUCAAAGAGGAGCCAGUUAAAAAGAAAGGUCGUAUGAAAAUCACCCAGGACAAAGAGAAAGAAGAAGUGCCUUCAUCCCCCACCAAAGCCCAAAUCCGAAAACAAACAGCGGUGAAGAAAGAGACUCCUGCUGAUAAAUCUAGCUCCCUGGAGCUUCCCUAUGUCACCCCACUGGAGAAUAAGCAGCGUAAAGCCUUCACUCCUAAAGCGCUGAUGACCUCCGCCCUCAACAUCAUCCCCAAGCCAAGACCUCUCCAGAGACCAAGGCUGGCGGGUGUGAGGCCAGAAGAUGGCCGUCCCUCUCCCCUCGGCAGGUUCUUCUCCAACGGCUCUCUGUCGGAGCUGGGCCCCAGCAGCGGCUCCGAGGGCUCUGAGAAGGAGUCCCCGCCCCCCGAGUGGGACAUCCCCUUCCACAGAGCCAUCAACCAGCCUGACAGCCUCCAGCAAUACUCUCUGCAGACCAUGAAUGCAGACCCCUUCCUGAAGAGCGGCGUGCCCAGGACCUGCUCCCCUCCCCUGCCCCCCUCGCCCUGCCUCUACCCCAGGGGCACCUACAGCAGCGUAGUCAACACCAACAGUGACGCAAAUUUAAAGAAAGCCCCAGGUAACAAGUUGACCAAGUCCAACUCCCUGCCGGGCAAGAAUGGCAACCCCACCUUUGCCGCCGUGGCUGCAGGUUAUGACAAAAGCCCCGGAGGCAGUGGUGCAGGAAGGCCUGACGGCCUGGGCAAGUUUCCCCUACCUCACAUCCCCUCAGGACCGACCGACUCAGAAAGCUCUGGGUUGUGGAGUCGCUUCAACCCAGCCAACUCCUUCUCUGCAUUUGGACCCAACAACCCACUGUCAGGAGUGUUCAAAGAGAUAGCGUCCCCAAAGACCACGGAGCCCCAGCCGCAGAGUUGGAGCGACUACACCCCGGUGACCACCUCCUCCAUCUGGCAGACUGACACAGGCAGCUCCUGGCCAACCACCACCUCCACCUUCGCCACUGCAGCCCCGCCCACCACUUCCAUCCUGGGGGGCAGCAGUAGCCCGUGGGCCAGCACCGCCCCAUCUGCCCCGUUCAGCAGCUCCAUUUGGUCCACGAGCGGAGACCCCGCCCUGCACUCCUUUGGCACCGCCACCUCCUCCGCCCUCACCAACCUGGUGAGCCAUGCCGCGCCCCCCGCGCCUGUGUCGCCUGUGUCCUCCGACCUGGGGGGCCGCCAGUACAGCCCCUGGAGCCUGUGGCCCACCUCCCUGGGGGGUCGCACCUGGAACCCCUCCACCUCCACCUCCGAGCCCUGGCCAAGCCACCCGGACAACAGCAACAAUGCCAACAACAACAACUGACCAAUAACCCUACUGUACUGAAACUGGCUCAGUAGUAAAUCAUGUUAAAUUCACCUUGAGGUAGUGGUAAAUCAUGUAAUAGAAGAGCCUGGAGUCCUCUUUUUUUCACUUAGCCAGGUUUUUGGAAUACCCCUCUGACACACUCCACCAGCUAUGUCUGUUCGGCCACCAUUAGGGGAAGACAAAAAGGAAAACUGGAAAAAAGAGAACCCUCGCCAUGCUCCCAACAUUUUUUGCUUUUACAUUUUGAUCUCGUUUUAAAGUUGCGUCACAAGAGUUGAAGAAAAAAAAGAAAUUGGUUUUAAUGAAAAAUUGAGAAGUAUGGGGAAGGGGCAUUAAACUUAAGUCUUCAGAAUUGUUUUUUGUUUUCGGUAAUGUUUUUUAAAAUUAAUUCCAGAAAGCUAUUCCCUUGCCAAUCAGUUUUAUUUUAUUAAAAUAAACACACACACACACUUUUCUCAGGAUCAGUCAGCAAUAUUGCCAUUUUUUUUAUUGGUCAAGUACAAAAAUCAUGUGAAUUACUGUAUGCUGUAGGACAGUGUUGCAGGCAACCCCAUGCUUUCUCAGGCGGCUAAUUAUGGGUUUUGUUCAUUUUUAAGUCUCUUAAAUAACGUGUUCAAUCCUUGCAGAUAAGGGGAGAGGUUUAUGAAUAAUAAUAAUCAAGAUCGUUUUGAGCCAGGUCACAAACUGUGUUAUCCUAGUCCCUACAGGCCAAAUCAUGCCGAUGUUGAAAUUUUAACUGGACUUUCACAAUAACGUUUUUGUUUGUUUUAUUGGCUUUUAUGUUGUGAAGGCAAAAGGGAAACGACUUGAAUUGUGUUUGAAAUUCUGUACUGUGUAAGGUGAAACCGUUGUCAUCUGGAGUGGAAGUAGAAACAGUCAGUCUCUGGGAAUAAAAAACAUCAGACUGAA
Messenger RNA from Engraulis encrasicolus (European anchovy), 6349 nucleotides. It is a transcript of the gene tmem131, whose product is annotated as transmembrane protein 131. Lineage: Eukaryota; Metazoa; Chordata; Actinopteri; Clupeiformes; Engraulidae. The record is from RefSeq and is a predicted model, not a curated record. Gene Ontology annotation, cellular component: membrane. The transcript has 41 exons. Bases 2 to 5437 code for a protein of 1811 amino acids.